Molecule: messenger RNA, 5442 nt
Organism: Gadus chalcogrammus (walleye pollock)
Lineage: Eukaryota; Metazoa; Chordata; Actinopteri; Gadiformes; Gadidae
Exons: 10
Coding region: 2284-3573 (429 amino acids)
Source: RefSeq, a predicted model, not a curated record
CAAUGGCGAGCUCAGUUGGCGCUGUGUGCUUCAAGAUUCCGAUUGGCCCAGAGAAAUGUCAAUUAUAAGAAUGAUCCAAUAAUUUUUCGCAAUUCUGGACCCCCCCCACCCCCCCCAAAAGAAAACUCUCCAGUUCUACACGAAUCACGUGAAUGACCAAAUUGACCAAGAAAACGGCGAUUGUCGCCGAAAAGCGACAAGUUUGCAGCUUUGUCCAAUGUGUCAAAUGUGAAAUGAGAAGAAUCACGCACCACCACUGGAUCCCUGUAAAGAAGAGGACCGUUGACGCCGAGAGACGGACGCCAUUGUUGAAGGCUGGCAGCGCAAGUUUGAAGGUUAUGCAUAAUGCUCCUCAAAGUGGAAUACCAUGGACUUAGAAAGUACCUAAAACUACAGCCUGAAUUUUCAUAUGGAAGUUUCAUUGAAGAAGUCAAGAACAAAUUUGGGAUCCCUCUAUCAAUUGAGUUGCUGUUCCUUGAUGACUCUGAUACUGUGGUGGAUGAAGAAGUAAUCCAUUACAUCCUUGAAGCCAACCCAAACAUAUGUCUGUUGGCCAAAGAUUUUGAAGAAUUUACACCAACAGGUUCUUCUACACCAAACUCUUCAAGAGAUGCUCAGUCGCUUGAUGUAGAAAUGUCAUCUUUGAGCCAGGCACAUCAGUCCAGUGUUGCAGAGGGCGCCCACACUUUUGCCGCAGAUGAUGCUGCAGAAAUGGCCAAAAAGAUAGUCCAGGAGGCUCUGGAGAAGAAUGCUGGCGGAGAAGAUGUAAUAGAGGAGUAUAGAAGAUCCAAGACCUUGACACACAACACAAGAAGACAUCUUGUGAAUAUCCUUGUCAGCCACAUGGUUGAAAAACAUGGCAGAAUCCCAGUUCGAAUGCAAAGAGAAAAAUACGGACUUGGCAUUGUGACCCUGUUUCCAAAUCUCAGGGAUCCUUUCUCCACCAAAGGCUAUGUAAGAUUUCUCUUUUUCAUCUAGUAUAAUGAUCAGAGGUAUGAUUAACAAUUGAUUUUGAUAGACAUAGAUCUGAUCUAUAUGAUUUCACAGGAACACUUCUAUGAUGGUGCAAGUGGAACUGGCUACCUGGCAUGGCGCCUAAAAACUGUGCAGAGAAAAGUUACAAAAAGGUCGGAGAACAGCCCUCAAGGAGCCUUGCAGGGAGGACCCAGCCUGAAGAGGAGUUUCACAGCAGAGCAACAGGCAGAUGGUGAUGCAGUAAGAGAAGCCAUAUCGUUACUUCUACAUUCCAGUGAUGAUUCAGUGAUCCGCAGCAAGAUGAGGGAGACGUUUCAGCAUCGUCAUCAGCUUGUCCAUAAUCCAGAGAUGACCACUGAAGUCCUAAAAAUGUAUCCAAGAUUUUUGGAUGUGAAGGGAUUGAUAAAUCACGAUUUCACACUCCUGUUUGGAGCGGAAACCUCCUCCAAGUUAUUAGAGAAGUGGGACUCCACCUUCAAAUGCAAAAUCAUUGAAGAAGCAAGAUGAUUGACUCAGACUCACACUGUACGCCACCUUCUGAUGUCUGCAGAGAACCAAGACGCUGAACCAAGCGCUGAAUGGGACACGGAUAUAGCUACUCUACUGCUCUUAAUACACCUCCUCCCACCACAACCUGUCGGCAAGAAGGCUGUGAAGAUCAGUGCAGAUGCUGCAUCUGAAAGUCUCAUUGUUUAUCACAAGUCCUGUUGCAGUUUUGAAGAGGCUCUCAGCAAACGUGAUCACCAUCAUCCACACCUCCUUGCUGUUGGAAGAAACCAAAAUCGGAUCGACCAGUUCUACAUUGUCUUGGACAAAAAGCUGAUUCCUUGUGAGGCAGCAAGUGCAGUGGGUGCAUUUGAUGAUCUUUUUAAAUUGCACUUUGUUUUCAAUUUGGCAUAUGAUCAUGCACUUCACAACUUCUACACAUUUGCCCAGACUACUGUAUACAAAAUUGACAUUGGAAAAACUAAAGAAUCACCAAGGGUUAGAGAAUUCCGUGCAAAGCUAUUGAAUUAAGUUUUUUUUUUUUUUAUUGGAAUUUGCUUAACCUUAACGAUGAUGCAAUGUUUUAAAUGCCAAGAAUUGCAUGUAACCAGUCAGGCGUUGAUAUCCCAUUUGAAAUUUAAACAUGGUUUCUAUCCUACCUCAAAGCAAGGGUUAAUGUGUUCUCAAGAAACAUGUCGUAAGUAGUUUGUCACUUAUUCGGGUUUUAGGAAACAUUUGGAAAAUACACAUGUAGUUAACAACACUAGUGCAGACUGUAGUGUAUCCCACAAUUCACCUCCUAGUGAGAACAUUUCUGAGCAAAUGGAGGUAGACUUGCCCGAAGUAAAUAAUCCAGUUUCAACGAGAGAUGUAUCAGAGAACAGGAGCUCUGUUCCUUCCACUGAACAUCUCAAUAGUAUGUGUGCUUCCAUAAUUGCCAAACUUCAGGGGGGUGGUGCUUCUAAUAAUUUGGUCUCAGCUAUUGUUGGUGACCUUGAGGAAUUUACAACAGAGAUGCAUGAUCAUUUGAAACACAGUGCUUUGUCAGUUCUACCAUCAAACAGUCCGGGGUCAAAGGAGGUUGAACAAAGCUUUGAAUAUUUCCAAAACCCUUUCUCUUUUUUGAAUUCUGAGUCAAAAAGAGUAAAAUAUUUCAGAGAGAAAUGGGGAACUGUUGAGCCUCUUGAACUUACCCUUGGAGUUCGGUUUGAUACCCGUCGAAACAAGACUCUGGGAAUGUAUGACCAAGUUCAAGUUAGAGACACUUUCGUUUACAUACCUAUAUUGGAGACCCUUAAGUUCAGGUUCUGCAACUCUGAUAUUUGUGAACAGGUCAUAGCAGGUACCACAUCAAGCCCACACACUUAUGAAGAUUUCAAAGAUGGUAGUUACUUCAAAAAACACACACUAUUCAGUAAACAUAAAAAUGCUCUGCAAAUACAAGUGUAUUAUGAUGAUUUUGAGACGGCAAACCCUCUUGGGUCAAAACAUUCUAUACACAAAUUAGGCUGCCUUUACUUUAUCUUAAGAAAUCUGCCGCCAAAAUUGAAUUCUGCCAUUCUUAAUAUACACCUAGUUAGUCUCUUUCCCAGUCAAGAUGUGAAGAAGUAUGGCUUUGAUGCAAUUCUUGAGCCUUUGAUUCGUGACAUCAGAACUCUUGAAAUUGAAGGAAUAGACUUGCCCAUCUCCUGUGAAAAGGUCUAUGGAACCAUUUCUCAAAUAAUAGGAGAUAAUUUAGGAAUACACGCAUUCCUUGGUUACAAUGAGUCAUUUAGUAGCACUUACUAUUGCAGGUUGUGUAUGAUAGACAAAAUGACUGCUCAAACGGUUUACAGUGAGGACCACCCCUCAGUUGUUGUUCGUGAUGUUGAUAGUUUUGAGAGGCAUUGCAGGGCUCUGCAUUUGGACCCACAACUGAAGUCUGUGUAUGGGCUGAAGAGGGAUUCAACCCUCAAUACUUUGAAGUAUUUUCACGUUGUCAAUAAUGUUUCGGUUGACAUCAUGCAUGAUCUUUUAGAAGGAGUUGCUCAGUUUGAGCUUAAGUUGCUUUUUCAACAUCUUUCCGAUACUGUUAUUAACAAAGGUCAUCUUUUCAAGAAUUUAUUCAUUUGACUAUGGUUACAUAGAGCGAAGAAAUAGGCCCACAAAUGUGAAUCUGGAUUCAAGUGGCAAUGGCAUUGGACUGAACUCAAUUCAAACCUUUUGCCUUGUGAGGAACACUCCCUUGAUCUUUGGUGAUCUGGUGGAGGCUGAGAGCCAGAACUGGCGAUUGUUGCUACUUUUGUUGCAAAUAAUGAAUAUUGUGUUUUCCCCUCGUGUUACUGAAGCCAUGACUAUAUAUUUGAAACAUUUAAUUCAUGAGCACCAUGAGCUUUUUAAGAUAAUAUACCCACACCGUAACUUGCUGCCUAAACAUCACUUCAUGACACAUUAUCCAUCUUGUUUGCGCAAAAUUGGCCCUUUGUUACAUAUGUCCAGCAUUAGAUUUGAGGCAAAGCACAAGUUAUUUAAGAACACUUUGAAAUUUUUUAAAAAUAUAACAAAAUCCCUGGCUAAGAAACACCAAUUGGCAAUAGGCUAUCACUGGGAGAACCUUGCAUUAAAUAGGAGAGAAUUAGGUCCUUUAAAAGUAUUUAACACUGAUUGUGAUUUCACACAAUAUUUGGCCACAAUAAAUAAGACAAGCAGCACAGUAUAUAGCACUACAUGGGUCGAACUGGAUGGGUUAGAGUACAAGGAGGGAAAUGUUAUUUGCACUGAUAUACACGAUGAGCAACCAGUUUUUUGUAAAUUUUUUAAAAUUUGUCUGAUUGAAGAUGAUGUGUGUGUUCUUGUUAAUGAAUUUAUAACUAUGUGUUUUUAUGAGCAUUUACAUGCAUAUGAAGUUAAUUUGGGUGAAGAAAGUUACUUUAUCAUUACAUUGAAUGACCUACAUAUGCACAAGGCUUUCGAUGUUCAAACAGCCUAUGGUCUGAAUGGUAAAUAUAUUGUCCCUGUGCAUUCAAUUUUAUAAAAAUGCGGUCAAUAUAAGAAAUGAAAUGAAUGGUUUAGUUUGUGUAUUUAUUCAUUUAAUUGUAGCAGAAUAGUAGCAUGAGUAUCUAAUUGAUUUCCCACUGCAAUUUUGGUGGUGCUAACCCUGCUCAAUUUUGUACUUAUUAGGAGUUGAUUUGUUUCUGAUGAGAGUAAUAAUAAAACUCUGACAGAGUUAAUUAUAUAACACUGGUUUGUACUCUGUGAGGGGUUGAAUUGUUUCUAUUAAGAGUAAUGAUGAAACUCUGACAGAGUUAAUUAUAUAACACUGACCUGGUGUUAUAAAGUUUACACUAUGGCGAGUGUUGAUUUUACACUAGGGAGUGAGGAUUAUAUAAACUCUGCCAUAGUGUUGAAAUCAACACUCGUAGAGUAAAUUUAACUCUGGCCGAUAUACUGUGCAGGCGCGCCCAGAAGGACCACCCAGAGCUGCAGGAUUUUUUUCAUUAUGUUGGCAACAGGUACGUCCACAAUGGUGCAGCAUUCCCACCGGCAAUGUGGAAUGUAUACGGGCGCAACAUGGAACAAACCAACAACCAUGUUGAAUGUAAGUGAUUAAAACAGAUUUUCUGAUUAAUUGAAUGAUCGCCAAGGACACAUUCUUUUUUAUGUGUAGGCCUAAGCCACUAUCAACAUUUUUAUUUAAAACCAAUAGCCUUUAUGAUGAUAUCAUUAUGUUUGUGAUUUUUGUUGCUGUUAUUAUUAAUAUUAUUAUUUCAAAGCAUUACACAGCCUACAUAAAGCGUGUAGGCCUACGUGUUUCCCAUACAAGACCAAUGUGUGGCGCAGCGCCACAGAAUCAACACCGAGCACCACAAAUUGAUUCAUUCAUGAUUGCAUUAUUUAUUUUUUAAGUGAUUUUUAUAUAUAAAUAUCGUUCCGUUCAUUCAUCUCCACAUAGCACUCUUCUCCCUGUCAUUGUCGUACACACACGCACACAGAGACAAGCAU